AUGGAGUUGCAGAAUGCUUUAGAUUUUUCGGCGCAAAAAAUGAGCGGUAUGGACAUGGGAAACUCCUCCCCACAUUCUUGCAAAAUGAGCAUGCUCUGGAAUUGGUAUACUAUUGACUCUUGUUUUCUGUCCAACUCUUGGCAUGCGUAUACGGCAAACAAAUUUGCUGGCUCAAUUAUUGGUGUCAUUUUCUUUGCUAUCGCUAUUGAGGCCUGCAGGAGAGUCCAGAGAAUGUUUGACGCUUAUAUUGCUCAACAAUCUAAUGGAAAGACACUACAAGGCCCCUUACGAUUAUUUUUUCCUGGCAAUACUCUUCAUGUGAAUGUGCGCCAACAGCUCACUCGGGCCUUCCUUCAAACCUGCUAUUACGGUGCCGCUACCAUACUCAUGCUUAUCGUCAUGUCCUUCAAUGGAUACGUUAUUUUAUUUGCCUUUUUUGGCGCUUGGAUAGGAUACCUAUUAUUUUCCUGGGACGACAAUAGUUUCAAUGGUCAUUCAACUGGCAUUGGUUGUUGCUAG
Molecule: messenger RNA, 519 nt
Organism: Schizosaccharomyces osmophilus
Lineage: Eukaryota; Fungi; Ascomycota; Schizosaccharomycetes; Schizosaccharomycetales; Schizosaccharomycetaceae
Gene: ctr5
Product: plasma membrane copper transporter complex subunit Ctr5
Exons: 1
Coding region: 1-519 (172 amino acids)
Biological process (GO): copper ion transmembrane transport
Cellular component (GO): membrane
Molecular function (GO): copper ion transmembrane transporter activity
Source: RefSeq, a predicted model, not a curated record